Messenger RNA from Epithele typhae, 2139 nucleotides. RefSeq lists its product as uncharacterized. The transcript is spliced from 3 exons. The record is from RefSeq and is a predicted model, not a curated record. NCBI's taxonomy places the organism in Eukaryota, Fungi, Basidiomycota, Agaricomycetes, Polyporales, Epitheliaceae. The coding region runs from base 1 to 2139 and encodes 712 amino acids.
AUGGCGUACCUCAGCAUCUUCAGUCGCCUCAGGCAUCAGAUGACUCCCAACUUCACUCUUAAUCACCCCCGAAUCUCGGACAUAUCCUCCCUCAUCACCCCGGGGCCUAAUUUCAGAAUCUCUGCGAAUAUUCUAGAUACCUCGAUCUCAGAGUUUACCCCUGCACCUCCUCCCGCCAAGCCCAAACCUCGUCCACGUCCAGUCAAACGUGUGAAACCGGACCAAAGCGAGUCCUCUGUCUCAUCCCAUGCUACCUCCUUUGCCCCACCUCAACCGGGCCACUUGCCGUUUUCCUCUGAGAUCAUGCCGCCUCCCUUCUUUCCUAUCCCCGCGACCGCCUCUUCGUCUGCCUCUACCCGCCCGCCCACUUCCACGCAACCGACUGUUCUGGCAACACCACGAAGCGCAGACAGCGGGAUUGAUCUCCCCGAGUCGGACAUGAUGGACAUCGCCGAACGAGCGAAGAUGCGCGUGCGUUCUCAGGCCAGCGGGAAAGGCGCACCAAAUUACGUCGAUACCAUCGAGCUAUCGUCGGACGACGAGCUCUCCUUCCUCCCUAUUCCGAAGGCCAAACCUAAGCCGAAGCCGAGGGCCAAAAACAAGAAGACAUCUGACGACGAGUCGAGGAGCAAGACCACGGACAAGGGGAAGGGGAAGGAUACAAGUAAGCUGCCUGCUGCGGUGAAGCGCACCAAGAAGGCUCGCGUAGUGGAAUCCGGGUUUGAUUCAGACGUGAACACCGUUCCGGUCCCCACCUCAGACUUUCCAGUUCCUGUCGACGAGCAUGAGAGUAGUCGACCCGGCUCGCAGCUCCCCCCAUCCGACCCACCACAUCCCGGUUCCACCGUCGCCUCCUCCCAGCCUCGCUCUGCCGGUGGAGCUUCGCAGGACCUCCAACUCAAGGGCCCCGCUCCACCAAAGGCCCGGUCAUUAUCCCCCAUGUCAUCUCCUCCCCCUAUGCCGCGGAAGCGGAAGCAGGCCUAUGUGGAGAUCACCACAGCCAUCGACGCCGAUCCGGAUGGCUUCGUGCCCGGCCGCAAGAGCCCCGCGAAAUCCUCGAAGGAUAGUGCUGCCGAGGCCGAGCCCAUAGCCCGCCCGUCAACGUCCACCGCAGACAUCGUGCCCGAGACGCAGCCGCCCGCCCCAGUUGCGAAGAAGACGACGACGCGGCGGAAACGCAAGGGCGCGGACGAGGACGAGGAUUGGGCGAGCGGCGUGCCCGAGAAGCCGGCCAAGAGUAGGCGCAAGUCUCGUCAGGAGGAGGACGACGAGGGUGACUGGGCGGGUGACGCGGCGCCCAAGGCGAAGCAGAAGGGCAAGAAGACGCCGGCCAUCAAGCCCAAGGAAGCGAAGACGGGCUCGAAGAAGGGCAGGGGCAAGGCGGGAAAGGACAAGGACAUGGAGCACGUUACUGCUAUGGACGUUGAUAAGGAGCCCCGAGCCGACACUUCUACCGAGCCGCAGGCGCAAGCAGCGCACGAACCUGUUGCUCAGAGUAGCAUUCCUUCCCACCGGUCAACCACCUCUAAAGAGAAGGGGAAAGGCAAGCGACGUACCGCCAUGUUGUCAGACGACGAAGACGAGAGCGCACACGCGGCCGACAUCUCUACCAAUACCGUGACUGUCGGAAUUUCUUCCUCAGUGUCCGUUCAAAAGUUCAGCGGGCGCCAGUCUGACGCCAAGGAGAACGACGAACCAGAGUCCGAGGCUAUGCCUCCUCUCCCCAAACCCAAGCCCCCGGUGACCCCUGCUCCAGCACGCUCUAGCUUCGCGGCCGCCAACCGCGCGUACAGCAUCUCGGCGAAGAAAUCCACGCCCAUGUCCGAGCUCAUCCGCCGCAUCUCCUCGGCCCCCGGUUCACCGUUCCCCGCCACGACGCGCCCGACCUACUCGCCACUCGCGAAGUCGACGAAGAGCGUCCUGAGGCGCAUCGCGCCGCUCCACCCGAACCGCCGCACGCCGCCACCGCCGCCGCCUCGACUCCCGCCGAAGAAGAAGACGCAGAAGAUGCUGGAUCUGGAGGAGAAGUGGGAGCUGGAGCUGGAGGACACUGUGGAGGGGUGGUACGCGAUGUCGGAGGAGGAGCGGGCCGUGCGGCGGAGGCAGAAGCGGGAUUAUGAGCUGGGGGUCGAGGAUUAG